Messenger RNA from Trypanosoma rangeli, 1848 nucleotides. RefSeq lists its product as uncharacterized. The coding region runs from base 1 to 1848 and encodes 615 amino acids. Lineage: Eukaryota; Euglenozoa; Kinetoplastea; Trypanosomatida; Trypanosomatidae. The transcript has a single exon. The record is from RefSeq and is a predicted model, not a curated record.
AUGUGGGACAUCAUCGUGAGUUGUGUGGCGGUGGGUCUCUUGAUGCUCAUCGUUAACACCAGCCACAUGCUCUCGCAACUCGCACCGUCACCAUGUCAUGCAGCAGGAGGGGGAUCCUCGCCCCAGUGGCUCAUAUCGAUGGAGGAGAAACAGCUGUUGCUGGCUACAGUGGUGAUGCCGCAGGAAAUGAUGCCCGACGCGGCGGUGCGUUUGCUGUUUGUGCGUGACAUUUUUCCCCGCUGUCGUGAGAAGUGGGCCAAAGAGGGUGGAGUGAAUUACACACUCGCCAAGGAACUGCAUCGCCGCCGUUUGACGAGUCUCUUGAGGGCAAACAUAUCGCUUAACGUGUCAUCCUGGUGGUCGUAUGACGAUGUUGUUCGAGACACCUUUACUCCCAGCCCCUGCGUGCAUCAAGAGAAACAGCGAAAGGGUGGCAUCGUGGCACAGACCUGUGACCCUGGCACUACUCCUCCUUUCAACACCGCACAUGAUGUGGCCUGUAUUCAGCUGGCGCAGCUGCUCCUCAAGGCGGCAUUUGCGUCAUCGCCCAACCAGUCGGAGUGGACUGUUGGAAGGCCGUUCAUUGGGUGGCACACUUUCGUUCCGCUUCCCCACGGGGCAGAGCGUUAUCUUGUGUGGAGCCGCGGCAAAAACAUGAAUUCCAAUUUUAAAAUCAGCGGGCAUGUGAACAUUCGCAAUCUGUUGGUGUGGGUGCGGAUAGACGUCAUUGCACCCUCGCUUGAUCAGCGUACCAUUAAGUUUCGUUCAACAUUUUGUUUUUCUCUCGAAAUGAAAACGCCCCCAAGUUGUCUUGCGAGUAUGGCCUUUCUUGUGAAGGUCCCACAGCGGCAGUUUUCCGCAGAUCCCUUUGCAGAGGUAGCUGCAUUUGCGGUGGACCGAAAACUCGGCAUAGGACGGGUUCCGCCAACAUUUAUUUUUCCAAUUCCACUGGCAGUGCUGCAGGAGGCCGUGGUGCGUCGAUCACAGCGUCGCAUCCGCAUGAUCCCUUUUCUUAUUCGGGAAUCGGGAAGCGCAACGUAUGACGCUUGGGUGCAGAAUGACGUAUUUUCUUUCCUCAAGCGGCAUGCAGAACACAAAAACGGAGCUAACGGUGGUGAUGUGCACACGCGCCGCAAAGGUUUGGAUGCGUGGUGUAGUUUUCAACUUGAAGUUUGGCACGUUACUCCGCUCCUCCGCAGUUCCAUACGAGUACCAUACAACAAAAAAAAUAUGCCUGGGUGGCACCGAUGGUUCAACCCGCUGUAUAACGGAACAGUCGUCCCGUAUGGUCCGCUUGUUGCGCUAUCUGAGCAGGUAAUGUUUGACUACAUCGUGGGUAAUAAUGAUCGUUCCCCCAAUAAGAACUCCUUUGUUGUGAUUGGGGGCUGUCAAUGUGGUGGGUCAGGCAAUGAUGUAGGUUGCAGUGGAAGUGGUACCAACAGGGAGUCCAGCGCGUUUCCAACCAUCCUUCAUUUGGAUCACGGCAUGGCAUUUAAAGAACCACAUGCAGCGCUAGUGAAUAAUCCACUGGCGAAGCUAGGAGACAGACAGACAUUCUGCAUGUUCUACAAACCCCUACUGUGGCGUUUGUGGAGCAUUGAAAAACAACUGACUCAGCGCCACACUGGCGGUGUGACGGGCGUUGACUGGAGUCCGUGCGUGGAGAACGAGAAGGUGGAUCGAACGGGGUUGUGGGUGGAAUAUCUGAUGGCGAACGUUUCGCGUGUCAUUCUUCGUGCGGUUGGUCACGCCGCAUUUCACGCAAGUGGGAGACGGAUGGUUCGUCUCUUGCAACGUGCCAAUGAGUGUCUUGCUGUAUACCCCGCAGGGGUUGUGUUAUUGCCCUGA